CCCAAAGUUUGGGUAUUGCAGUACUGCUCUGCAGGUGCAAGCAUCACCAAACUCCAGACUCAAGAGCACAAGAUUGAUUGCUUUUUUUCCCUUUCAAGAAUCAAAACAUUUUUAGCAACAAUGAGCUCAAUCCACUUCACAUUGCUGUUUUUUUGGUUGACACAAGAUUUUGUGAGCUGUGUUAAUAUGAAGAUACCCACGGAAUCCUUGGCCGUAGUGUUAGGAGACUCUCUGACAUUAAACUGCACCUACAAUUGCUCCACUGGAUUUGUUCGUGGCUGUUGGAGCAAAGCAUCCGAUAACUCUGGCUGUCAUGGGAUAUUCAGCAAAAGCAGCUUUUGCACAAUAUCACUUUAUCUGUCCAAUGUUUCCACCGAAGAUCUCAAGAAAAGCUACACUUGCUACACACAGGACACAGAUGACCCUCUGCUUCCACAAAAGACUGAGCGUAUUGUUUUACUUCAACUUCAAGUUCAAACAAGUGCCCCACACUGGACAGUUACCACAAAGACUGGAACAAAAAAUGCAUCUCUUCCUGCUAAGCCAAAAGACUCAAGUAGAGGAGAGUUUACUGGAAUUAAGAUUUUAGCAACAGUUACUGUUUCUGUGGCCAUGGUGCUUGCGGCACUGGCUGCAUACCUGUGUAUGAACCGGAACAGACAGAACUGGAAUGGUAAAGGGGAGCCUGUUGUGUCCAGGACAGGCUCACCACUACCGUGUCAUGGCGUCCUCUCACCAGUGAUGGGGUCAGUGUCAACACAAAGUGAAAGAGUGACUCUGAGGAUUCCAACACCAGAUAAUGACAGUGACACUGAAGUUCCAUAUGCUGACAUUAUGAUCACUGUCCGAGGCGUCAGCACACCAGAGCUCACUCAGGUCGGCUACUUGACUCCUGGAGAUCAGAAAGAGUGGUGGGGAGAUGAUUCGAGGUCUCAGCUGCAGGCGUCACGAUCAGCUGACAGGCUUCACGUCAUGCUGCCGAGGGAGGUCAGUCGCAAGAUGAGCACCAACUCGGAAUACGCAGUCAUCACAUAUGCUUGAGGAGAGAGGGAGAGGAGCAAAACACGCCAGGUGUUGCUGUACAUGCUAGUAAACGUCCUGUGUCUUUUUCUACAUGGCGUCAUGAUGUAAAUGUAAUAUGAGAUUAGCGUGGUUUAGCGCAGGAACCCGGAAGUGAGUGGAUACAGAGGCUUGGGCGGCGAAAAAUUGUGUUAUGGGGAAGAAAAACUGUUGCGAUGAGCGAAUACACGUUGUGAUGGAUCACAGGACUCAGUGUCACAGCGGUGGCGUCUCGGUUUGCUCUUUCUCACUUUAGUUGUGAGCUCAAAAACUCUUCUCUAGCCACGGAGUUAAGGCUCGACUAGUCGAUCGCCAGUGAAUCGAUCAAAAAGUUGACAUUGCAACUUAAAAAACAGAACAUGCUGUCUACUUCACAAGAACGGGUAUAUCAAACAAGUCAUAUUAAUGACACAAAUGAUCGUUCGAAAUCACAAAGUGAUGGAUACAAUGCAUUCAAAAUACCCACGGGACACUUUUAUUUUACUGCAAACCCGUGAAUAUUAAAGAUAGUCAUCUGACGCCAUAUUUCAAAUGUUUCUUUUUUUACUUGUACUCAUCAUAUUGUUUGCUUUGUGUGUGUGCUGUGUGAAUAAUGGACAUGCAAUUGUGUACAAUAAAAGAUUACGUCUUGUGA
This is a messenger RNA of Scophthalmus maximus (turbot), 1693 nucleotides long. RefSeq lists its product as uncharacterized. NCBI's taxonomy places the organism in Eukaryota, Metazoa, Chordata, Actinopteri, Pleuronectiformes, Scophthalmidae. The transcript has 10 exons. Bases 121 to 1041 code for a protein of 306 amino acids. The record is from RefSeq and is a predicted model, not a curated record.